Coffea arabica (coffee) is the source of this 2927-nucleotide messenger RNA. RefSeq lists its product as uncharacterized. The record is from RefSeq and is a predicted model, not a curated record. Gene Ontology annotation, cellular component: membrane. Lineage: Eukaryota; Viridiplantae; Streptophyta; Magnoliopsida; Gentianales; Rubiaceae.
UUUUUUGGCUUCAAACAUUUGUUUAUUUGUGUAAUUUACAGUAGAAAUAAUGUUCUAUAGAUAGUUAAUUACUCAAACGGAAAAAAAUGUUUAUUUAUUUGAUCAAGCCGAGCUUAGUAUAGUAGAUUUUUGGAGCUAGUAUUUGAAAUUCGGAUAUGUUUCUAAUCUAAGUUGAACUUCACUCCUUAAAAUUGCAUAGACUUGACUUUGCUUAUACUGGAAUCGUAUUCUUUUUGUUGUUGGGUGAUCACUGUCAAUUAUAUUUCUUGAGAAACUACUUAUGAAUAGGAAAAUAUAUGUAAUAGUUAUUUAUUUGUGAUAAAGGAUGAAAUUUCAAAGCUUUGAAUAUAAGCUACUUAAUUUUCGAUUUUUGGUUAGUUGUGUUGAGCUGGCGAUCAAAGUUUUGUGCUAUUAUAAGGUUGAUUGUUUGAAAAAAAGGGUUGAUUAUUAUUUGAAAGGGAAUGGUUUUAGAUCCAGUACUUUACCUGUUUGAAAGACGAUGAAUAUCUGGUAGUAUCAAAUGCUGGAUCGGUGGAUGGUUUAGUAAGAUGGAUUUUAUGGCCAAGUGAUUCUAAGUUUGAUAGAUUAUCAGGAAUUGCUGAAGAUUGAGCUGAGAAAUUGAUGAAGAUGAGAUGGUUUAUAUUCUUCCCAUUGGAAAUUCCAUGGAACUUGUUCACUUUAUUGGUUUUCUUCCAAUACUUUAGGAAGCAUAAUUGACAAUUUCUAAGUGGGAGAGAACAUUAAUGACAGUUAACCUCCUCAGAUGGAAGCCCAAGUAUCUGAGUUUCUUUUAAUCUUGUCCCAGCUGUUUAAUUCUGUUAGUACUCUUGAAGGGGCAAAUAGACUAUUCUGUCAUUGCUGGUGAUUGUUUACUGUAGUUAACUCUAAACACUAAUUACAAUUCACUGACCAAAACCCUUACUGGAAAAGGGGAGUAACGGCAUUAUUUGCCACUUAUUUCUACAUAACUUAAAAGAACUUGAUUACCUACUGAAAUAUCAUUCUCUUUGUUUUACAUGACUGGUGUUAGAUUUCUAGUGGAUUUGGGAUAUUGCUCUUUCUCCUUAAAUUUAAUUGAAUGCUAUAAGUAGCUCUUUUGUAUCUGUUACUGUUUUCCUUUGAUUUUUUUUUUUUAUAGUUUUCUGAUGUUGUUUGAAAAUAUGAUGAGUCAAAGUUACAUCUGUCUGAAAUAGGAAGUAUCAAUUCUUGCAGUAGGAUGAGUAUUUAGUGGUUGGCUGAUCAUUAUGAUUAAAUUGAAGCUUCAAAAGUCUUUGUUUUGGCUGUCUAGUUUUUAUUGUCUUUUAAUUUUCUUGAGUUGGGAUUCUCAUGUAAAGGCAUUGUACUGCUGCUUGAUUCUUGUGUUUUAUUCCAAUUUACACACAUAUAUCAAGAAAAAAAAUUUCUAGUCUUGUUCAGAAUGCAUCAGUGGGUAGAAUUUGUUAUCUGGUUGAUGGCUAGUAUUUCAUGUGCUAAUUUGGUUUCCCAGAGAAGUAAAUUGUUUCUGGCCAUAGUUUUAUUGGUAUGAAUCACUUAUGCUUGUUCUGCUUCAAAUAUGUUGGUUAAACAUAGGAAAGGCUAUUAUAUUUCUUACUUUUAGUAUCUUACAGGAGCAAAUAACAAGAUUGGCUGAAACAGAGACAUCACCAUUCGUGCAGUUUACCGUUUGGAUAUGGGAUGGUUCUAGGUACUCUGGUAUGCUAUGCAUGGCCUUAUCAUCUAUUAUCUACUGUAUCAUGGAAGUUCUUUCAGAUGUUUUCACUGCUCAAUCAAUUCCUCUUUUUGAGAUGGCAUUUACCAGAUGUACAGUUAUUUUGAUUUUGUCGUUUGUAUGGUUGAAAAGAAGCAGACAGCCAAUAUUUGGUACAUCAAGUGUCAGAAAACUAUUGGUUCUAAGAGCAUUCAUGGGAUACCUCUCAUUGUUGAGUUUUAUUUAUUGCAUUCAAAGAGUACCUCUUUCUCAGGCAAUCAUGUUGAACUUUACUACUCCAAUUGUGGCUGCAGUUGCUGCAAGAGUCAUAUUGCAUGAGAAGUUAAAAAUUGCAGAAAUAGGAGGUCUUGCUUGCAGUUUCUUUGGCGUACUUUUUAUCUUCCGGCCAGUGCUCAACAUACAAGGCUCAACUGAAGCUGGAGAAGCAAAUAUUUCUUAUGUCAAGGGAAGUAAUCAUUUAUAUGCAGUUCUAGUUGGUUUAGUUUCAUCAACAGUUGGCGGAGUUAGCUACUGCUUUAUAAGGGCUGGAGCUAAGGCAGCUGAUCAACCUUUACUCACUGUCUUUGCAUUUGGCUUAUUUGCCACUCCUGCUGCAGCAAUAUGUGCAUUCAUCUUUGAAGGUUUUGUGCUUCCUGGUUUUUAUACUCUUCUUCUGAUGGUGAUACUUGGUUCAUUAGCUUUCUUGGCAGAGAUAACUGUAGCACGUGCACUUCAGCUUGAGAAAACCAGCAAAGUUGUGAAUAUUCUGUAUCUUCAGGCUGCUUCAACUCAAUUGCUUGGAAUGAGCUUAUCUAGAAUAGUUCCAACAUUUGGUAGACUAGUUGGCUGUACACUUAUCUUGAUUUCAGCAUGUUGUACUAUGUACGUUGGACCCGAAAAAGAGGUUGAUUGAAACAUUUUGUUGUUGAACUCAAUCUGUCGAGGAUAUAUUCACCCCAAUUCGGUGCAGAAAAGACUCUUUUGUGCUUGCCUUCAUGCCAAAAGGGUUUCAAUACCACCUGUGACUUUACAGCUCCUACCUGCGUAUCAGCGACAGCUUUAUUGUGCAAAAUAGAGAUGACAAGGAUAUCAAUAUAGACUGUACUAUAGAAUUUGUGACCAUCUUGUAUUUUUUUUACUCUGGGGGGAGUUUUGCAGGCAACAGCUUAACAACGUGCUAAUUUUGCUGCUUGCUCAUUUUUGCAUCUUCUUGUCCUAAUUCAAAACGAUUUUUUAAGGG